Molecule: messenger RNA, 2337 nt
Organism: Talaromyces stipitatus ATCC 10500
Lineage: Eukaryota; Fungi; Ascomycota; Eurotiomycetes; Eurotiales; Trichocomaceae
Product: translation initiation regulator (Gcn20), putative
Exons: 8
Coding region: 1-2265 (754 amino acids)
Molecular function (GO): ATP binding; ATP hydrolysis activity
Source: RefSeq, a predicted model, not a curated record
AUGGAGGCGGAACUACAAGCGCAGAUUCCGGGCAUAGACCGGGUCAUCUCUGAAUACUCCGUGGGUUAUCUUACCCACGCCUCCCAUGCCUACGUCGAAGAGGCAGACGCAAAUGCACCCUCGCCGUUAGCCGAAGCCGCCGAUACCGUGACCGAACUCCUUGUCUCUGCCUCUGGCGACUUUUCAUCCGAAAACGAGCUGGCUAUUCGCAACCUAGUGGAAAAGUUUAUUUCAUCGCUGAAUGCCGCUGACGGCAUCGAUGCAGAACGGCGGCAAAUGCCCUUUGCUGCAAAGAAGCUCGAUCAGACGAUCAAUGUCGGCGCACAAAGAAACAUGUCGUCAACGCUUGGGUUGGUCGGCGGAGGUGUGGAUCUGGAGUCCGCCUCUACACGAAAAGUAGAGUCCCGAGUCGAUCGGAAGAAGCUCGAAAAGGCAGAACGGAAGAUUAGGGCUAAGCAAGACAAGAAGUUGGUUAAGAACGUUCAAUACGAAGCAUCAAGACUGCUUGAUCAACCGGAUAGCACUCAAUCGUAUGAAGAGUUCUUCAUGGCUGUUAAUCCUCUUCAACUAGGAGCGGAUGCUCAGUCCAAGAGCAAAGAUAUCAAGGUGGACGGUAUAGAUAUUUCUAUCGGUGGAAAGAGAAUCCUCACGGAUGCUUCGUUAUCAAUGGCUUACGGUCGAAGAUACGGUCUGGUCGGUCAGAACGGUAUCGGAAAGUCUACACUUCUCCGUGCCUUGAGUCGUCGUGAAGUCGCAAUUCCCACUCACAUCUCGAUCUUGCACGUUGAACAAGAGAUUACCGGUGACGAUACUCCUGCACUUCAAGCCGUUCUAGAUGCCGACGUGUGGCGUAAGCACUUACUUCAAGAGCAAGAAAAAAUCACCAAACAACUGGCUGACAUUGAUGCCGAAAGAUCAUCAAUGGCCGAUACAUCAAAAGAUGCUGCAAGAUUGGACAAAGAAAGAGACGGCUUAGACAUAACGCUCACUGAUAUACACGCAAAACUUGCGGAAAUGGAAUCAGACAAGGCCGAGUCUCGUGCCGCAAGUAUUCUUGCUGGCCUGGGUUUCUCACCAGAACGUCAAAAGUUCGCCACCAAGACGUUUUCUGGUGGCUGGAGAAUGAGAUUGGCUCUUGCUCGUGCCCUCUUCUGUGAACCAGAUUUGCUCUUACUCGACGAACCGUCAAAUAUGUUGGACGUCCCAUCUAUUACUUUCUUAGCAAACUACCUUCAGUCAUAUCCAAGCACAGUCCUGGUUGUCUCUCACGAUCGUGCAUUCUUGAACGAAGUCGCAACCGAUAUCAUUCAUCAGCAUUCGGAAAGACUCGAUUACUAUAAGGGAGCCAAUUUCGAUUCGUUCUAUGCAACCAAGGAAGAACGCAGAAAGAACGCUAAGCGCGAAUAUGAGAACCAGAUGGCACAACGAGCACAUUUGCAGGCCUUUAUCGACAAGUUCCGAUACAAUGCAGCCAAGUCGUCGGAAGCACAGUCAAGAAUCAAGAAAUUAGAGCGCAUGCCAGUGCUCGAACCACCAGAGAACGAAUAUGUUGUCCACUUCAAGUUUCCUGAAGUCGAAAAACUCUCUCCUCCUAUUAUCCAAAUGACCGGAGUUGCUUUUGGCUAUACCAAAGACAAGCCCCUCCUUAGCAAUGUCGACUUGGACGUGCAACUCGACUCUCGUAUCGGUAUUGUAGGACCCAACGGUGCUGGCAAAACGACGGUGUUGAAACUGCUUAUUGGACAAUUGCAACCUACCAGUGGUCUUAUUUCUCAAAACCCGCGUUUAAGAAUUGGCUACUUUGCUCAACACCACGUUGAUGCUUUAGACCUCAAUGAUAGUGCUGUGGGCUUCAUGACGAAGAACUACCCAGGCAAAACUGAUGAAGAAUACCGCCGACAUCUCGGAGCUUUCGGUAUCACCGGAAUGACGGGUCUCCAGAAACUUGGCUUACUUUCCGGAGGUCAAAAGUCCCGUGUAGCAUUUGCCUGCCUAUCGCUUACCAAUCCCCAUAUUCUCGUUCUCGACGAACCUUCUAACCAUCUUGAUAUUGAAGCUAUGGAUGCUUUGUCGGAGGCUUUGAAGAAUUUCCAAGGCGGUGUACUCAUGGUAUCCCACGACGUGACCAUGCUGCAAAACGUGUGCACGAGUCUCUGGGUCUGCGACAAUGGUCGGGUUGAGAAGUUCGAUGGAGACGUGAAGGCUUAUAAGAAGAAAAUUUCCGCUCAAGCAGAUGCUGCAGGAGUGGCUAGGGCACAGUACUAGAUUAGAUUGUAUAAUACACAACCACGUUGUAUAUACUUUGACGGUUUCUAGUAUUCUGACCAAUGAGAAGUG